AUGUCAACACGUGCCUUUGCUUCAUCUGUCAUCCCUGUACCUUCAGAAAAGGUAUGGAAUGUAUUAAGAGAAUUCACUUUCCCAGAAAAAGUAUUCAGUUCUUUGAUUGAAUCAGCUGUUAUGGACGAAGGUGCAUGUUCAACCUCCGUCGGUGCCGUUCGUACUCUAAAGUGGAAGACCGGUGAGGUUCGUAAGCACCGUUUGUUGGAACUCAGUGACUUUAACCACUCUGUCAUCUGGGAAGUUAUCGAGAGUAACCCACCAACUGAAGUAACUGCUUCGAUCAGUUAUUUGAAAUUGUACCGUAUUGCCGAUACCAAUCAAACUUUGUUGACCUGGGAAGGUGAAUUCAGUAGUGAUGUAAAGAACGACAUUGUUCAAUUCGAGCAAAAGUCAUACCAAGUCAAUCUCCAAGAAAUCAAGAACGAAGAUAACAAGGUUGCACUGCAAUCAUUGAAAUAUUAUUGGGUAAAAAACAACAUUAACUAUUCGGGAUCACUUUGUAGAAAUGUUAUUGGGCUUUGUAAGUUGACUUACAGAUCUGUUUUUCUUGUAACUUGGACAAAUCAUAUCGUUUCUUUUGUUAGGAUUAGAUUAAUAAUGAAUGAUCACUAUGAAACGACAAGAAUAUAA
Molecule: messenger RNA, 633 nt
Organism: Heterostelium album PN500
Lineage: Eukaryota; Evosea; Eumycetozoa; Acytosteliales; Acytosteliaceae
Product: SRPBCC family protein
Exons: 4
Coding region: 1-633 (210 amino acids)
Source: RefSeq, a predicted model, not a curated record